This is a messenger RNA of Symbiodinium sp. CCMP2592, 2995 nucleotides long. The record is from the annotation of a GenBank genome assembly. Lineage: Eukaryota; Dinophyceae; Suessiales; Symbiodiniaceae.
AUGUAUAGAGGUAGGUGGCUUAGCGGGCAACAUUCGGCCGCUCCCAAGGACCGAGCCGACGAGACAUCCCCCGUUCGGGGCCCCACCGGACCCGGAAUCGACAUCUUAAGCUGGAACUGCGGUGGACUCACAUCCACACGCUUUGCUGAGCUCAAACAGUGGUUGCACACCACCCCUGACGGCCAACGGCCGCAGAUUGUGAUCAUUCAGGAGACGCUCUGGAAAACCUCCAGUGAGUGGACAGAUAGCAAAUACUCGUAUGUGCAUUCGGGUACCAACCGGAACAAAGACGGCGGUUUGUUGCUCAUGGUUGCUCGUGAAUUAUGCUCACCGGACAAACUGCGAUAUGAUGAGCUGAAGCCUGGCAGACUUUUGCACAUCAAGCUCGCUAUGGAUCCGUCGUUUGAACUCAUUGCAAUUUACCAGCACUCAUGGCGAAAUGACUUGAGCACCACCGCUAAAGAUAAACUGUUAACACAAAGAGCAGCUAUAUGGCGACGUUUGCAGCAGUUCGUGCAGAGCACCCCGGCAAGGGCCCAAGUUGUCAUCGCCGGUGAUUUCAAUUGCCCCAUUCGAACCUGCCUCCCAUAUGUCGGGAGUGGUGUUAGGCGUAAUGUCAAACCUCGCUCUCAACCUCUCCCCGACCCCGCACCGGACCUUGAUGACCUGAUCAAUGUACUUCGCAAUGGGGAUCUUCAGGUUCUCAAUAGCUUCGGUAAGGAGGGCAUGGCCGCCAGCACAUACAUCAACGCCUCGCACACGCCCAUGCAAGGCUCACAAAUUGAUUUUGUGGUGAUGCGGAGGGAGCAGGCUGAUGAUCGUAGCAUGCGGGUACAGAUCAUGCGGGAUUUCCCUCUACUGCCGAUUGAAGGUAUGUGGCACUUUCCGCUGAGAGUCACUGUUCCUCGCCCCAUCGCCCCCCGAUCCAAGCCUCAGGACUCACGUCUUACCCCAGACAAGGCUUCAGCCUGCUUGGCUCGGGAACCUGAGAAGGCUCAGCAUUUUCAGCAAAUGGUGAACGAAAUGCUUCAGCAGGCCCCGACGGUGGAUUGCAUCAAUACAGUCUUGCUUCAAGCUUGGGACCAAACCUUUGGCACUGUGGGUGAUCCCCGGGAGGGCUUUGUUAGUGAUGCCAGACUGGCCACCAUGUGGAAACAUCGAGCACUGGCCAUGCAGGCACACAGUCUGCUGUCCAGGUGGCACCAUCUUGCUAGAUAUAGAUCCAUCAGGCGAGUCAUUCAGCGAAGGGUACAGGCGGACAAACGUGCUAAAAUCCAGCAGCAGCUGGUGGAUGCGGAACAAGCUAGCUCAACGGGACAGCCUGGUGCCCUGUAUCAGGUGUUGCGCCGUAUCGCACCCAAAAUCAGACGCCGCAAAUUGCAGCUCCGUGAUGCUCAAGGGCGACUCGUGGGGCCAAGAGAAGAGGCCACUCUAAUUUUAGACCACUACUCCGAAGUGUUUGCUUCAGAGCUUGCAGUGGCAGACACCCAGUUGGAAUGUCCUUUUUACUUUGACUCCGAUGAGCUGUAUCAUGCCCUCUCCGAACUACCCCAACACAAAGCCCUGCCGCAACAUUGUGCUCCCGCCCCCCUCUGGAAACUCUGCGCACAGACCAUCAGCCAAUUCACAGUGCAACAGUUUCAGGGUCAACUUAGCUCGGGGUCGUUUCGGGAUCAAUGGCCCCGGGACUGGGCAUUGUCCUUUUUAUGCCUUCUCCCGAAAACAGAUCAGCGAUUGGAUGCCAUAGCCAAGCUUAGACCCAUUUCAUUGUUGCACCCACUGGGCAAGUCCUUUGCAGGGCUCCUCAUGUACCGAGUCAGGGAGAGCAUCACUCGCAAGCUCGCGUCCAUACCCCAGUUCGCAUACUUGGUUGGGCGGUCCACGGCUGAUGCAGUGGAUAGAGCGGUCUGGUGCACCGCACCCGGCAUCCGGCAGCAAACCAUUCAGGGCAGCCUGACACUCAGCAUUGACCUCCGACGGGCCUUUGACUCCAUUGACCGCGACCUCAUCCGUGACGCCCUUAAAUGGGCUGAGGUCCCCACAGAGGUCCUGGAUGUCGCAUGUAUGGGAGAUGUUUGGGAGGCCGUGGCCAACACCCUCAAGGAGGGCCCUUCCAAGGUGCAUGAAACCACGCCCCAGGCCACACAGCAGCUCCAUCACCUCGGACAGGCGCCCACCGGGACGUCGUCUGCUGGAACACAUGCCACACCAGGUGAUGUGCCUAGUCAGUCCUCAGACUCGCUGCAGUGCCAAAUUUGCGAUUUUCGUGCUGAUAACACCCCGGCACUUCGUUAUCAUAUGACCACAUCGCAUGGGCACUCUGAAAGACGUCUUGCAAUGGAGGAGAAGGCAGCCUUUCGAUUUGAAGACCACGCUCUGGCAGGCAUGCCCACCUGCCGGCACUGUGAAAGAGCAUUUACUGGUGUCCCUCAGUUCAGAAAUCAUAUCAUGGCCCAAGUCUGCCCCGUACUGCAUGGAGCCCUGCCUUCAGGCCGAGACUACGGUGAGCAGCCUCCGCUACCACAGGGAGCUUCCUUGGAAAACCAGCCAUUGCGUGAUCGUGCUAGUACAUAUCAGGCAUUGCAAGAGGGCGGAUGGAAGCAUUUGGCAACGCUGCAGGCAUUUCGCCAGGUCGCAUUAGAGCACUGCCCGCUCUGUCACCUCUGGGUAGCCAACAGGAGCGGACAGGUGAAAAAGCAUAUGCGUCACAAACACAAGGAUCAGGAAACACUCAUUCAGCAAGUGAUCGAAGUUUGCCGCCGCUCUUCCUUUGUGCUGCGGUCGCCGUGCCAGCUGUGUCACGCUGAGUGGAAAGGCCCGGCGAUUCGACACCGGGAGUCCUGCACAGUGUUCUUUGCCGCCAGGCUGCUUGCUGCCAUCCAUGGAUUUCAAUUCAAUGAUGAGGGAGGAGCCGACCCCUCUGAUGCAGUUCGAGUCAAUCUUCCAUCGGCCAAUCCCAUCGCACCUGCCAACGAAGCGCGAGGGGCAUCAGCUG